AUGGGAGCCAGUUAUUCCAUUGCCCAUGGUGUUAACGAAGACGUGGAAGUGUCUGAUCGUAAAGGUAACAUCUUAAAGGCGUCCGCCUACCGAGUAAGUCAGUGGGCCAGACGACCACCUGGGCCACGUACAGGCCGGACAUUCUCAAGAUUUCUCGCGAAGUGUCACCAUAUUGCAAGGCACAUGAUAUGUACCACUACAGAUACAUCCCCUGAGGAUGCCCGUAAUCCCUGGGUGGCAUACGACACUCUGAAUCAGUCUGCGAUGGCUCCAAGACUCAACCUCCCGGAGAAGCUCGACUUGAGUUACUUCGAGGUAGGUCCAACUGUUGGCACCGGAUCAUACGCAUCCGUGUGCGUCGUUGGUUUGAAAACGGUGCCCGAGCCCCAACGGCCGACAUUUGCACUGAAAGUCCUGCACAAGACCAAGGUCAUCUCGGAACGUCAAGUGUUGCAUCUGAGGAACGAGAAGCAGAUCCUGUCGACGAUCACUCAUCCCUUUAUUGUGCGUUACCUUGGCAGCUUUCAGGACGAAGUGAACGUUUACAUGUUGCUUGAAUACGUCUGCGGCGGCGAGCUGUUCAGUUACAUCUACAAGUAUGGCGCAUUAGGCCACACCGUGGCCCGCUUUUACACCGCCCAGGCGGUGCUUGCCAUCGACUUUCUGCACUCGAAAGGUAUCGUAUACCGGGAUCUGAAGCCUGAGAACAUGCUGUUGGACCGUUUUGGCCAUAUACGCCUUGUGGACUUCGGUUUCGCCAAAGAGGUGAAGAACAAGACCUAUACGGUAUGCGGAACUCACGACUAUCUCGCCCCUGAGAUAUUUUUGCGCUGUGGCCACGGGGUGGAGGCUGAUUGGUGGUCUCUGGGUGUUUUGGUCUACGAGUUACUGACCGGCGCUCCGCCGUUUCACGCCUCCGACCCCGUAUCAACCUACGAUUUGGCUCUGGAGAACCGCAUCCUUUUCCCGCUUUCCGUAAGGAACGAGGUGAAGGACUUCAUCCGUAGACUUCUUGUGGUGAAUCCGCGCAAACGCCUCGGCACAGGCGGGAAUGCCGGCAUUUACUCCCAUCGGUUUUUUCACGGCAUCGACUGGAUGAAGAUGCUGGCCAAACAGUUGAAGCCUCCCAUUGUGCCUCGUCUUAGUGGCGGUACCGACACAACCAAUUAUAUGAAGUACAGCGACGACUGGAGGGCCUACAAUGUCAAAAUAACACCAGCACAGCAGGACGAAAAUUUUAGCGAUUUUUAG
This is a messenger RNA of Babesia ovata, 1251 nucleotides long. RefSeq names its product cAMP-dependent kinase catalytic subunit. Bases 1 to 1251 code for a protein of 416 amino acids. The transcript has a single exon. Gene Ontology annotation, molecular function: ATP binding; protein serine/threonine kinase activity. Gene Ontology annotation, biological process: protein phosphorylation. The record is from RefSeq and is a predicted model, not a curated record. NCBI's taxonomy places the organism in Eukaryota, Apicomplexa, Aconoidasida, Piroplasmida, Babesiidae.